Topomyia yanbarensis is the source of this 3288-nucleotide messenger RNA. RefSeq lists its product as uncharacterized. The record is from RefSeq and is a predicted model, not a curated record. Lineage: Eukaryota; Metazoa; Arthropoda; Insecta; Diptera; Culicidae. Bases 400 to 3216 code for a protein of 938 amino acids. The transcript has 6 exons.
GUUUCGAGUGAGGUUGGCAAAAGUUUACGUGCUAGAAUUCCAGCGUGUCUGUAGCAGCCACUUGGCAUGCAUUACAACAAGAAAGCCUACAGUUCACAUCCUUCGCCGGUUCACGCCACACGCCACGCUGUGGCGAAAGGAAGGAGAAAGCACAUUGCUAAUACAGACUUUACCCGCAUUCCGGAAUCCAUUGUGAGUGUAUCUGGAAGUAGAUUGUUCGUGCGUUCUUUAGAGGAACGGUAGAGACUCACGGAAGGCAGUGGGUUAGUCAUUUGGUUGUUUGAAUUGUUGUGCAUUCAUUCCCAAUCAUGAACACGGGAGCAGUGGAUGUGUUUUGCAAACAACUGUGCGGUAGUUGGUGUUUUAUUGGUGUAUUCGGUUAACCCAUAGCGAUAUGACAUGCCUCCAUUCAAUGUGAACAACAUGUGUGCCGACCACUUGUUCUACGUUAGCCGGGCGGAUAUUUUCUCCGUAUACCCGACAAUCCUGCAGGAGAUUCUGGUGCUAGAGGAACUGUUUCGGGCAAAAAAAGUUACGGCCUUCCGUACUACCAUUAGUACAGAGAAGGUGCAAUUGCAACUCCCGAGCGAGUUUGACUGGCAGUUAAAGCAGUACUUUCGACUAUUGGAGCAACAGAAGAAAAUCAAUGCCGCUGAAGAUAGUGGAAUCCAGCUAAAAACCUCAAUAGAUCUCAAGGAAACCACCCUCUGGGAAUCGACAGUUAAAUCAAUCGAAGAACUGUCUCCUUUUUCAUCGCCCUCCCCCGGAGACUCGAGCUCGACUCUCCGCCGAAAGCGACGCCGUUGCUAUCUGGACAAUCCAAUCGACUUUUGCAACAUCGACGAGUACAACCAGUGGCGUUUGGAGGAUAUUGCGCGGGCAGGAAAACUGUUGAAAAAUCCUCCCCAAGAAGUUUCGUUUGAUGAUGAAUUCGUGAUGCGGAAGGUUUACUCCAUGAUCUACGACGUGUUUCGCUUCAAAUUAGUUCUGCAGCAGGCACUCAAAAAUAUCAAUUUCUAUGAAAAGCAUCCACAGUUACAGCACGAGACAACACGAGUAUGGCUACUUUUAUACGAUAUGUAUCUUCGCAAAUUUGCAAAACGGGAGCCCGAGAUGAUAGCAUUGAAAAAUGUACUCUUCAAUGAAGCCUGUUUACUAGAAAUCGAGAAAUGUUUGGAAAUUCACAACGUUAAAAUCGCAGCCGCUCUAACACGGAUCCGCAUUCAGAAUAGUGCCUACAGUCUAAUUACAUUGCUUCCACCACAUCUUCAGGAUGAGAAGGUCGCCGCUGUGGUUUCGAAUCCCAUCGUAACCGGGUGGAUCAAUACGUUUCGUAUAAGAAACAAGAAUCAGGCCAGUGACUUGCUCAGCUCUAUUGGAUUGCUGGUGAUUGAAGAACCGGUUCCGUCAGUUUCGAGUUUACUGACAUCGAACAACCCCAAACAAAUUAUGUAUAUUCCGCUAUCUGCUGGAAGGUACAAAUGGGAUAAAUUGUGUCCGCAGGUGAUAUCAAUCUUUCCAGAAAACCGAACUGAAUUCAUCCGAUCGGAAAUUUUCCAACGACACGAAAUGAUCAUACAGGAUCGUUCUUUCACGAUUGGACCCACGAUCUUUACAAACUUAUUGGAGUAUUACGAACUUACUGGGGACGUAGUGCAGACACACAUCUCAUCGCCGAGAUCCACUGCCUAUUUAGCAUCGCUUCUGUUCAACAGUCGAAGAGUACGAAACUUUCUUGCGUUCGGCUGCGGUAGCAAACUGAACGACUACAGGCAGUAUAUGACCGCCCUAGGAGUUAAUAAUGUCAAACUAUACGCAGAGAGCUUCAUCGAUAUCCCGCAUGGUGCUGGUAUGAUUGAACGUGUGGUAGGUAUUCUCGCCAACCCACCAAGUUCGUACUCUGCUGUUAGCGAUCCAAUCGAUUUGAUAUGCAGUCGAGGAGGUGAUCUAUCAAUGUUAGAGAUGCUAUCGGAAUCGGAAAUGACGAACGAAAGCAAGCAACGAGUUGCGAAGUUACUGGUGGAACAACGAGAAACGCUAAAACACUGCAUGUCUAGACCGCAGGUACAAAUUGUUCUAUACCAGACUCACUCGGUUGUGGAAACGGAGAAUGAAACCAUGGUUGAAAAGGUGAUUGAGUAUAUCAACCAGAAAGUGUACGAGGUGCAUGUGCAAGCAGCCAAGGAACGAGAAUUGGCUGCACUAGCGGAAGCUGCUGGUAAUCAACUCGUGAACAGAUUGCUUGGUCGACAGGAUACAAAUAAAACUAACAAAACGGAAGAAUUUUGUGACAACCAAUCUGAAGUGGAUGGUGAUUCUCAGAAGACAUCUGUAGAAGACGUUGAAGUUCCAUUAAGUGAUCAAUUCGAAACGUCUGAGAUUCCAGACUUUUGCUCGAAUCACGACAAUUGUCUAAGCUUCGCAGAGGACGGCCUUUUCUUGUCCUUAAUAAAACGAAAAGAAGUCAUUCGUCUAGACUCCAAAUAUCUCAUCAAAAUUGCAGAGGUUCGUGGAAUUUUUGGCAAUAAUAACACUAAUCCCGAGUUCAGAACAAACGUAAAAGUGACAAAACGACAGGAUAAGAAAGCCGAGGAACGUGAAGCAAUUGAGCUUGAAAAUCGCAAGCGUCGUAGCAGUAAUAUGGACUCGCUAAUCAGUCGGUUGAUAGCACCGACCCAAGCAUCUCUGAAGCGGGGACACCAUCAUCGAGUAUCUUCAAUGGAACACAAAUUCAUGUACAUUGAUCCGUGCCAGGAGUGGUGUCCGAGGUUCGCGGCUGUUCGAAGCGAGUAUAAUUUAUCGGUAUUAAGUGAUGAGAAACUUUCACAUCAUUCGACGGACAUGAUACCACGUGCUCGCAUCUGGUGGAGAGAUACAAUCAAGUACGUACGUCAGCGCAAUCGUUUGGUAAAGCAACAACAUGAAAUGAGAACAUUAGGGCCAUUGCUACUCAAGAGACAUUUUGCCCAUUGCAAAAAUGGUUAUGAGAUGGAAUACCCAAAAAGGUUUCGGAGUAGUUACUACAACAGAGCACCCUAUCCACUUCCGAUCCGAAUGCUGGAGUUUCGACAGUACAACUCGGAGAAUUUUUUGUUAUACGAACGUGACGACAAUCAAUGUAAAUCCAAAGCCAAGGCAUCUAGACUCAGCCGACAGAACGCCAUCACGAGUGGAUUUGGCCGUCAGGUGAGGGUCCGUUCAUCAAGGUCUUGUUAGAAAACGGCCACCAUGUUCUAAGUUGACAAUCAAAGUAAACCAAAUUCGUAUGUGAAAUGAAUUAUUAAAUAA